Messenger RNA from Uloborus diversus, 788 nucleotides. Its product is annotated as nucleolar protein 16-like. Gene Ontology annotation, cellular component: nucleolus. Gene Ontology annotation, biological process: ribosomal large subunit biogenesis. The transcript is spliced from 5 exons. NCBI's taxonomy places the organism in Eukaryota, Metazoa, Arthropoda, Arachnida, Araneae, Uloboridae. The coding region runs from base 141 to 614 and encodes 157 amino acids. The record is from RefSeq and is a predicted model, not a curated record.
CGGUCUUUAUUUUGAAUUCGAUCAAAAUUCUUUAAAUUUUAAAAAGCAAAGCAAUUUGCUAUGGGUAGAGCAGCUGGAGUUAGUAGAAGAAGGAAAAAAAAGUACAAUUAUAAUAAGAACCUAAAAAAACUUCAUAAAAGAUGCUUGCUUUGCCUAAAAUCAAGUGUGACCAGCUAAAAAGUUCUUGGGAUGCCUCCAAAAGCUACCUAAGGAAUAUGAGUGAAAUGGGAUUAGCAGAUGACCCUAACCGAGCUGUCCAUAAGAAAAAGCCCAAAAAGGCAAUGAAAAUGGAAGUUAUUUCUGCUUUGGAAGCAGAAGCAAAUGCUCCUCAAGAAAGGAUGUUAAGGUUGCCUACAGAGCCUAUCAAGUUCUGUGUCUACAUGAUUGAAAAAUAUGCUGAGGAUUAUGAGGCCAUGUCGAGAGAUCCAAAAAACUACUAUCAAUUGACACCCAGUCAGAUACGAAAGAAAAUCAACAAAUUCAAGAGUAUAUUGCCACAAUGGAAUGGAUACUUGAGAGCGAAGGGCUUGCUGGAGGGCGUUCCUACAGAUGCUUCUGAAUACCAGAUUGAUAUUCCGCAGAUUAUGCACGGUGAAGCUGCCAUGGAAACAUGAGAAAUUACACAUUUUUUAUACCCCUUUUAUGUAAAAUGGAAAAAAGAAAACUUGCAAAGAAAAUACAACAUGAACAUUAUAAAGACAAAAAAGUGUAAAUAUGUAUCAUUGUGUGUUAUAUGCUUGUAUAAAUUUUCAAAAAGGAAAUAGUCUGAAUUCUUGCUGAAUACUUUU